UGUAUCAUAUAAUUAUUAUUAGUAUAAGCUACAUUCAUGAAUGGCUACAGAAACCAAAAAUAGUGUUGUGAAGCCCAAAUCAAAUGAUCCAAAUGGAUCUUCAAAGGGAAAAGUUGAUCCUUUGGUUGUUAAGAAGAAAUUAGCAAACUCAAGCAAGCUUCCAUCUGAUUCAAAGAUGAAAUCUGUCACAAAAUCUGAGGUUAAACUUACAAAGAACACUACAACAAAAGUGAGAGAGAAGAAAGCCUAUAGUCUUCCAGGGCAGAAACAUGAUCCUCCAGAAGAGAGAGAUCCUCUAAGAAUUUUCUAUGAGUCAUUAUCAAAGCAAAUACCAACAAGUGAAAUGGCAGAAUUUUGGUUAAUGGAACAUGGGAUGUUGUCUCCAGAAAGAGCAAAAAAAGCAUUUGAGAAGAAGCAGAGGAAACAAAAAGAGCUGAGAAUAGGAGCUCCUUUGAAGCCAUCCACUACAACUGAAACUUCCAAUAAACAAAAAGCAUCUAAAAAUGGAGACAAAAAAGCCAAGAAAAUAAUUGUUGAGAGUGAUGAAGAUGUUGAUGAUUUAGUUGUAAGUCCUAAAAGAAAAAAAGUGUAGCAAGAAGGAAAGUCUCAGAUUGGUUGUACCAAUUUUCAA
This is a messenger RNA of Trifolium pratense (red clover), 631 nucleotides long. RefSeq lists its product as uncharacterized. NCBI's taxonomy places the organism in Eukaryota, Viridiplantae, Streptophyta, Magnoliopsida, Fabales, Fabaceae. The coding region runs from base 41 to 592 and encodes 183 amino acids. The transcript is spliced from 4 exons. The record is from RefSeq and is a predicted model, not a curated record.